Molecule: messenger RNA, 3847 nt
Organism: Electrophorus electricus (electric eel)
Lineage: Eukaryota; Metazoa; Chordata; Actinopteri; Gymnotiformes; Gymnotidae
Source: RefSeq, a predicted model, not a curated record
CACCGGCCGCGCGAUUACUUUUCGUUACUGUUUGUGUUGCGUUAUAACAACGUUAUGAGGAGAAAUGAAAACCAACCGAGGCCGACGGCAGGCUGUCUGUCUGUGCCACUGUUCAACCAGAAGAAAAGGAGUAGAUUGCCUUUGACCUCCAAUCCAUCUGAGAGUGGAACGUGCUCUGGCAGUUUAAUAAAUGUAGGACAUUCUCAGGAAACGGCUAAUCAAGUCCCUCUAGCUCAGAGAAAUCAGUGGUACCAGCAAGCCAACUCACAGCCUCACCAAGACAAAGCUUGGCCCACUACUUCAUCUGGUUCAACAGGAGGAGGAUAUGCGCCUAUACCUCACCCACAUAAACCUGCUUAUGCUUGGUCACAGACAGGAGAGCAUUCUAUGGCGAUCACUUCUAGCUUCUGGCAGGGCGGAUUUCCUAAUGUGUGUGUAAGCACUGAGGGCCAGCCUAGACCGUUCCCCGGCAAGCAGCUGGUGCAGCAGCAGUUACUCAGCAGACAGGCCCACCCACCCAAAGGGUCUUUACCAUCUCAGCAGCUUGUGUCUGCUCAGAGUCAGGCCUCCCACUGGAGGUUCAAAUCUGCUGCACAUACUGGUGGUGGACAGGCAGGGCUGUGGGUCGAGGACACCUUUGGCACUUCAAGAAGUGUGAGCAAUGCAGGGCAGCAGGAAGUCACUAAGAAAUCUGUAGUGUCCAAGGCAAAGCCAUCAAGUGAGAAAUCCCUGCGAAUCCUCACAGCUGUGAUAGAGGGUAUGAGACACUGGAGUCAGUACAAGGACAAAGUCCCGAUGCUGUUUGAGAUUUUUGCCACUCUUGACUCUGCAGUUACAAUAGGAAAAUAUGGUGCCAAGAACUUCCUCAUGAGGGAUGGGAAAGAAGCAGUACAGUGUGUGUACUACGAAAACGACCAGCCGCUGCCCAGACUGAUCCGGGGUCAGCUGCAUCGCUGUGUGGGGAACUACGACAGGCAGAAGGACGUGCUCACUUGCAUGGCUGUACGGGCUGCUUCUGUUUCUGAGCAGAGGAACGCCCAGCAGGCCGUGAAGGUGUCAGAUGGUGAGAUGAGAAAUGUGGUACAGGCUCUAACUGAAAUGUGAUAUGAAGAGGAGCCCAAGAGGGAGUCACAGAGCAGGACAACUUCAAGACAGGAUGCGCAAGUUGAGGUUGUUGGUUGUUGUUGUUUUUUUUGUUUUUUUUUCCUCCUCCGAAAUUGAAUAUUAGUCCUAAGAUGAAGCAGUUUUAUGGCUUUAAAUAAUGCAGAGCCAAUUCUGUUGGUUUAUUUGAAAUCAGCAGUUUUCUAGUUUGGGUUUGUAUUAUUUUUUUUUUGUGUGUAUGUGUGCUGUAAAUUUGCAUAUCCUUGCAUAUCCUUCAGUUCAUAAUUAAUGACAAUGUAAACCUUAAAACUAUGUUCCAUGUUUAGCUUGAGAAUGCAAAACAUUUUUUUUAAUUUUCUUUGUUAAUGAAACAUUUUAUUAUAAAGCAAAAACACAUAACAGCAAGUCUUGUUAAGGGUCAGUGAAUAAACAAACACAACAAUGAGGUAAUAUCUCAAAAUAUAUCUUUCAAAAAGGGGACCAACCAUUGAACAGCCAUCUUACAUAUUUAUUUACAGCCAAAAACGCACAAUGAAAAACCUAGUACAACUAAUCUAAUCAGUUAACCAGUGGUCAGACUUAACACAUUACCAUGGAUGAAGGGGCUUACUGUGCCUUUAGGCUUGUAGAGUCAGCUUAGCACAGUAUAGGAACCUAUGCAUGAGUACAUACAGCUCAUACAUUUGGAUGCAUACUUAUUACUUUGAUGGCAAUUAGGGCCUUCUUAAAUUAUUUCACAUACACAGUCUGUUUUGGCAAGUUAAAAAAAAAAACAAAUUUAAACUAAACAUUUACACUUACACGUUGGGGAUAGAUUUUGGUCAGUCGGCUUUUGUCUAGAGUGAAAUGUGAACCGCAUGCUUAAUUAAGUUAAUGAAAGGAAGGAAGGAAAUGGGGAAAUUAUCUUGAGAGUCCCAUCAUUUAGCCACACUGAACACAUUACACACUAAAGGAAGCAACAGAAAAGAGCGGUGACGGAUGUUUGGGCUUGUGAAUUUUUACCUCUGCUCAUUGACAUUUUUUGCUGUAUUGUGUAGAGAAUUAAUUCUUCAGUAAUACACCACAACCUCUUUAGUCAGUCAUGCAUUACUCGCCAAGAGUAACGGACAAGUAUUUGAUAUAACCCAGCUAGGUGUGCCUCUGUCUCUCUUUUCUUUUAGUCAUUCCUAUUCAGCCUUUUCCCAGUCUCCAUUUUGUCCAUUUUCUUCACUUUUCACAUUCCAUUGUGUAGAGGUUUUUGAAUCAAGACAUACAUACCAGUUUAAUGUGAACUUGCCAAAGUUACAAUGAUGAUUUGCAACUGAAACGGUCCCUUUUGCAUUUGUAACAAAAUGAGAUGUAUGGAAAUGCACAAUACAGUGGAGUUAAAACGAGGAAGCAUUUACAAAACCACAGUUUCAGCAGAGGUUGGUAACCUGAUAGAAGGUGUUGAAGUCUUCUCAGUCAUGGUAAAAAAAGGCACAAGUCGGUAAGGGCAGAAAAGGUUUUUUUGUUUGUUUGUUUGUUUUUCUUUUCAUCAAGAGUCUUGAUGUUACUAAGCCUGCCUUUGUGUUUUUGUAAUAAGGGUGUGUCUGUUCCUUUGCCAUUUUGUAAUCCACAAUGUUGAGUGUAAUGGAAGGUUUAAGUACAAAAUAUACAGUACGACUUGCAAGAUUCUUGUUACAACAUAAAGUACGAGGCAAACUGGCACAGAUGUUUUUGAGGGGCUUUGUUUUAUGUCAUUCAACAUUACAACACAGUUUUUUAUAUGCCAAGAAAAAUCAGAGCUCGUUAGCAGGGUGUACUGUCUAAGUACAGAUUCUUAGGAUACAUGAUGUGGAUAAAGGCCUCAGCUGCUAAGUCUGCCAAUUUCUCACCAUUUGGAGGUCCACCGAGUAGCUAAAACCCAUGGAACAAAUAAGACCCCAAAAACACUCCUGGAAAGUAAUUUGUGUGAUGGAAAUUGUUCAUGACCAGGGUUACUUUUAUUGUUUUCUAUUAGCCACAGUGUUUGUUGUUAUUGGUUCAGGACUGUAUAAAGUCACCUGUAAAUAUAUAACAAAACUUCCAACAUGUUGGAACAUUCCAAUUUUCCACUGGGAUCCUGAAUCCAGAUUUCUCAGGCGCUGUGUUCCAUACACAAAACCGGUGCAGAAACAGUCUUGUAGUUAAUGAAACCAUGAAGAGUCUUUGGAUUCUCCUCUAAUUUCAUUUGUCUUGUUUCAUUGUCAUUCGGACAAUUAAACCUGAAAGCCUGAUGAGAAUUUGUGGAUUUCUGUUCGACGACAUGGAUAUUCCCUGAUGUUUUGGAGCAUGGUUCUCCUUAUCCACUCACACUCUUUACAUGAGGAUGUAUCUCAUGUAAGCAGAGACUUUUCCAAAAACACUUUUACUGUUUAUGCAGUUUUGUCUGCCAUUUUAGUUUGUGCCUUACCAAAGAAAAAUCCAGUUUUGAUGCACUUGCAUUUUAAUUAACAUUAGCAAGGGUGCAGGUUAAUUUUUAGGGAGUGAUGAGGAGAAAGGUCUGUGAAAGUUGCGUUUCCGAUCCUAAAAUCAUUUUUCAAAAUGUGAUUUCACUAUGACGAAUGCCUGAGCAAUGGAAGUACUUCAUCAAAUGAGGGAAGACAAUGUAACACAUCACACAAUGAACACAGUGGUUCUCCUGGGCACAUGUGUCCUAAAGUGGCAUCAUAACCUUUAGAUCUUGGUUGAUGGUAUCCAUGAAACCUGCACCGCUCAGACCAGGUACAGUGGCAGGUCAUUUAUA